AUGGCGCCCACCUCCUUCAAGGCCGUUUUCCCUCCCGCCCCUACAAAACGUUCGGCCGCUCGCCUGUCGGGAUAUACUGCCCUCAUCAAAAACUCAUUGACCCUGUCCACGCUCCUCGUCUUGGGAGGCCUGGCUCAGACGGUUGUAUCUUUCAUUCUGCCCCCGCGUUACGCCCUGCUGCCGGUGGUGUUUCUGCUCCUGCGCGCCGCCGUCCUCACGGCCCUGGAUACAGCCUCCGCCACGAAGUACGCCUCAAAGUUGGGUGUCAUCGCGGGACGCACCUCGGCCCAGCUGCCCAGGGACAGCUACGACCCGCUCCGCUCGGAGACGGCCUCGCCCUUCGGCUCGAUGCCCGCCGAGAAAGGCAUUGUCGUGUUCAACCUGGGGGCGCGCAUCAACCAUCCGCUGGGUCUGCUGGCGCCCGGUGCGAAGGAGUUCGCCGACCAAUUCGCUGCAUGCAAUAGCGACUUGCUGAAACGAGCCAAGGAGCUCGGGUGCCUCGGCGGGACGACGUGGCACGGAGCCCAGACGGCGUCCAACAACACGAUCAUGUCGGUCUACUACUUCCGGGAUCUGGACGGGCUGAACCGUUUUGCACAUGACCCUGUGCACCGGCAGGCGUGGGACUGGUUCACCAAUGUGAUCACGAAGAAGUGGGGGUACUCGCAUAUCGGCAUCUUCCACGAGGCGUUCUGCGCCCCCGCUGGUGCAUACGAGACCAUCUACAUCAACAUGCCGCCGGUGCUGAUGGCAGCGGGACAUGCCAGCAUCAAGAACGAGGCCACCGGGGAGGACGAGUGGGUUCCGACCAUGGUCGAGGCGACAGGCUCUGUGUGGCGUAGCCAGUUUUCGCGGAUGGGGAAGGCAGUCGGGCGGGAGGCGAAGGCUUAG
Molecule: messenger RNA, 891 nt
Organism: Thermothielavioides terrestris NRRL 8126
Lineage: Eukaryota; Fungi; Ascomycota; Sordariomycetes; Sordariales; Chaetomiaceae
Exons: 2
Coding region: 1-891 (296 amino acids)
Source: RefSeq, a predicted model, not a curated record